This is a messenger RNA of Cyprinodon tularosa, 3043 nucleotides long. It is a transcript of the gene pacsin2, whose product is annotated as protein kinase C and casein kinase substrate in neurons 2. Bases 190 to 1698 code for a protein of 502 amino acids. Gene Ontology annotation, molecular function: protein binding; phospholipid binding. Gene Ontology annotation, cellular component: endosome; plasma membrane; cytoplasm. The record is from RefSeq and is a predicted model, not a curated record. Gene Ontology annotation, biological process: regulation of endocytosis; plasma membrane tubulation; cytoskeleton organization. The transcript has 12 exons. NCBI's taxonomy places the organism in Eukaryota, Metazoa, Chordata, Actinopteri, Cyprinodontiformes, Cyprinodontidae.
GUCCGAAUAAAAUUUGACUUAAAAGUCAGUCAGUUGAUCCUCGGUGCCGCUGCUGGGCGGAAAAGCUGUUAAAAGACUUUCUCACUGGAACUUCCAUAUCGACGUAUUUUUUUAGGUAAAUCCGAGGAGAAAAUAACGACAAUAUCUACUUAAGGUCCUGUGUGCUGAGUGUAAUCUUAGGCAGCAGCGAUGUCGGGCGCCUACGAUGACUCCAUGAUUGAUGUCUCCAGUGAUAGCUUCUGGGAGGUUGGUAACUACAAACGCACAGUAAAGCGGGUGGACGAUGGCAGCCGGCUGUGUAACGACCUCAUGAACUGUAUUCAUGAGCGCGCUCGUAUUGAAAAGGCGUACGCACUGCAGCUUACAGAAUGGGGAAAGCGUUGGCGACAACUUAUAGAGAAGGGCCCUCAGUACGGUACGCUGGAGCGAGCAUGGGUUUCCCUGUGCACAGAGGCAGAGAAGGUCAGCGAGCUCCACCUGGAGGUCAAAGCAGCUUUAAUGAGCGAAGACUUCGAGAAGCUGAAGAACUGGCAGAAAGACUCGUACCACAAACAGAUGAUUGGAGGCUACAAAGAAACCAAGGAGACUGAAGAUGGUUUCCGCAAAGCUCAGAAACCCUGGGCCAAGAAACUUAAAGAGGUAGAGACGAUAAAGAAGUCGUAUCAUUCAGCCUGCAAAGAAGAGAAGCUGGCAGCCAGCAGGGAAACCAACAGCAAAUUGGAGAGCAACAACAAUCCAGAAACCCAGAAGAAACUCCAGGAAAAAGUGGAGAAAUGCCAGCAGGAGGUUCAAAAGACAAAAGAACGUUAUGAGAAAUCCUUGGAAGAGCUGGAAAAGUUGACCCCUCAGUAUAUGGAAAACAUGGAGCAGGUGUUCGACCAGUCACAGCAGUUUGAGGAAAAACGAAUUCGCUUCUUCAAGGAGCUCCUCCUGGAGGUUAAGAAGCACUUGGACCUCUCGACCAACUCCAGAUUCCAGACAAUUUACCAGACGCUUGAGGAUACGAUUUCUGGCACAGAUGCUGAAGAUGACCUGAAAUGGUUCCGAUCCAAUCAUGGUCCUGGCAUGCCCAUGAACUGGCCACAGUUUGAGAAUUUGGACUGGUCACAACCUCGCUCUAAGAGAUGGUCCAUUGUUGACUGGUCCGUGGACCUGAACCGAACCCUGAGCAGACGAGAGAAGAAGAAACCGUCAGAGGGUGUUACACUGACAGCCAUCAGUCAGACAGGAUCGGACCAGCCUGUUCAAUCUGCAAAGUCCACCAGCAGCCUGACAGUGCCCACAAAAACAGAACCAGUGGGUACAAAUCCGUUUGAAGAAGAUGAGGAGCAGGAGGAAGAGAUGGCUGAGGAGGAGCAGACCACAGUCAACCACGUCACUGUGAAUAAAGAGGAAAUAAAAACUGCCAACAGCUCAGAGAAGACUCCAGACUGGUCAGACGAGGACACGGUUGGGAACCCUUUCUCCGCCAACGGUGAUGGCAAUCCGUUUGAGGAAGAACCCGAGUCUCCAGUCAUUUCUGUUCCCGUUAAAGCCCUCUACGAUUAUGAAGGACAAGAGCAGGACGAGCUCAGCUUCAAAGCAGGUGAUGAAUUUACAAAAAUCGGAGAAGAGGAUGAUCAAGGCUGGUGCAAAGGCCGACUCCAGAAUGGACAAAUAGGUCUCUAUCCUGCUAAUUAUGUCGAAGACAUCCAGUAAAGAGUUUUCCCUGAUGCCACAAAUGUGAAGAAAGACGAAAAAGUUUAGUCAAAAUCAGCUUGAUUUUCCUCCAUAGUAAUUAAAUGAAUUAGUUUUCUACAGCUUAUACAAGGACCACUGUUACUUCCUACAGGUUGGCUUUGGUGUUAGCAAAAUUACAAAAACAGGAAGCUGACCAUGCGUUACCAACUGGGGAACAGCUGCUGUGUCUAAUGUUACAUAAAAUCACAUCAAUGCUGUUACAGAAAAGCUAUUCAAAUGUGUAUUAGGAAAUUCAAUGAAAUGUGUAUGUUAAUAAAUGUGUAAAUAUCUAUAUAUAUAUUGUUAAAAGAAAACACUGGGAUGACGACCUGCCUUGUGACGUUAAAUGCAGCCUUAUUAUUUAAGCCCUUUUUAAAUUCUUUAAGGGAGACUUUUUAGUUGAUAUGCUAAUAGAAUCCAGCAUAUGAAUAUGGAAUACAUUUCUUUUCAUAACCCAGAUCCCUUAUGUGUAAUUUGUUUUAAAUUUGCUCUUACAUUUUGUUAUUUUGCAUAUUGUAAGAACAAUUUUUGAGUGAUUGAGUCUCAUCUUCUCAACAUCUCGAUUCCUUUUUUAAGAUGUCAGGCUAGUGCAGAUGAAUGUAUAUUCAGUGAUUUUGUUUUUUGUGUUUUUUCAUGUAUUAACUCAGUUUUUCAGAUGCAAGAUAUUUUCAACCACUGACCUUCUCUUUUCUGUAAAUGGUUAUCCCAACAACAUAGACUGCAUUUUUAUUUUUUUAAUCUUUUAUCAUCCAUGCAACACUGAAUGUAUUUCUGACUUGAAUCUGCAGGUUUUAGUUCUCCUUCAGGCCAAUUGCUCUGUGAUGGGAAAAUAUUUUAGUGCUUGUUUUAGCAAUAGAAGCAAGCCAAUUGUUGCAUAAAUGCUGGGAUUAAGCGUAAUCCAAUAGAUAAAGAAUAAUUUAUAAGGCCACAAGUGCUUGUUCUGUUUCUUAUUCUGUAUUUGAAAUGGUUUUGUACAUUGAAAUUAUUCUUUUGAGUAUUUUUCUGAAGCCGUUUUAUUUGUUAAAUCUGUAAAUAGGUUUCCUUUGCCUUCACCUAAAGCACUCUCUUAUAACAAGAGUAAAGGCUAAGUAAUCCACUUAAACCUUCGAUAUAAAUGAAUAUAUAUAUUUUUAACAAUCCUAAUUCUCAUUGAUCAUUUUCUUUUGUCUCCAGAAAAGGCUCAUAACUUCUGUAUACCUGACAUUGAAUUAGAUUUUUUUUUUUCAGGUUGAGCUGCUGUAUGCCAGCAGUAACAGCUGUACUUGCACAUUCAAUGUUUGUAAAUGUUGUAUCACAACAUAAUAAACAGAUUUAUUACGCAAAA